GCCGGCGAGGGGCGGGGCUCGCCCUAGGCUGCUCCGGAGGGGCGGCGGCGGAGGCGUGGAGGCAGCGGCGGAGGCUGCAUCCCCGACCCAGCCAGGGAAGGAGUGACCGGGGACGGGGCGGGAGGGCACCGGUGGCCGGCGGGGCGCCUCAGGCCUCGCGUCCACCUGCCCGGCCGCACGCUCUCCCCUGGGUCGGCGGGGCCUGCGCCGGCCCGGACCCAUGGCGGCGUCGGCGGCUCUGUCGGCGGCGGCGGCGGCGGCGGCCCUGUCGGGCCUGGCGGUGCGGCUGUCGCGCUCGGCGGCGGCCCGCGGCUCGUACGGCGCCUUCUGCAAGGGGCUCACGCGCACGCUGAUCACCUUCUUCGACCUGGCCUGGCGGCUGCGCAUGAACUUCCCCUACUUCUACGUGGUGGCCUCGGUGAUGCUCAACGUCCGCCUGCAGGUGCGGAUCGAGUGAGCGGGCGCCGCCGCAGCCCCCGCCGGAGAGUCCCGCGCGCCGGGCCGCGCCGGGCAGGGGCGCCGGCAUGGAGGACGGCCGGCGGGACGCGGCGGGGGCAGGAGGCGGGGCGGCCCGGGCCCCCGGGCCCUAGACCUCCGCGGGGGGGGCGCUGGCCACCCGGCCGCCCAGCCACCCGGCCGGGCCCCGGCCACGACCGGCCGCCCGCCCGCGGCGUGGCCGGUGACCUAUUGCACAGAAACUCUGCCAACGGGCCCUUACUGUCGGGCUCGAGGGGAAAAAACCAAACAAACCAAAAAACGAUUUGAGGGCGGCCGACCUGUUGCCUCACUUUGGCCAGAGCCGGGGAAGCCGCAAGGAAAAAUUCUGCAGCAGGGACUUGACUGGCCCCGAUCCACAAGGAACCAGUGUUCGUAGGUGGUGACCCACCCCUUCCGUGGCCUUGUGGAGAGACUGCAAUCCCUGCCCAGGGGCGGCCCCUGGGCCCAGUGCUGCCUGGGGAGCUGCUGGGCAAAGGGCCUAGCCCGGGAGGAGAGGAAGGACCUUCCAGGCAGAGGCACCGGGUGCUGGGGUAGCCGGUGGUCCCGUUCUGGCAUGGGGAAGGACGUGACCCUGUCACCUCAGCACUGCAUCUCCUAGCGACACUUUGAGGGCGUUCUGUGCUCCCCACCUGAUGAUUGGAAGAGCUGGCUCUGGGACUGGGAGAGAUGUGUCCUUGUCCUACAGAUACGAAGGAGUGGGGCUGAAUCUGCGCCCCGUCUUUGAGAAAACCUGGCUCUGUGGGGGGGGUGCUCAAGGCCCCCCGGGGGACCUAGGGGGAGAGAACGAGGUCCAGGGUAGGGAAUGUGGGGAACUGGCUCUUCUUGGGGUGGUGUGGGAGGCCACAGGGAAGACCGUCAGAGCUGAGAUGGACACAGGAGAGAGUCCUAGAAUGCCUCGCAGAGCGGAGGGCUUUACCCACAAAGCCGGGCCUCGCCUGCCCCCCACCCCAGGCUGGACCAAGAGCUCCUUGGCAGCUGAGUGGCACGGGCCUCUCGGUUUGGGUGGCGGGGUGGGGCUGGGGUGGUGGCGGGGCCCCUGGGCACAGGCUGGAACCAGGAGGGUGAAGGGAUAAACCUGGGAUGGGUCCCCAGGCUCGUCACCCCCCAGUCCGGGAUCCUGCCGGAGAACGACCUCUGGAGGGGCUUGGAUUGGCCCUGAGGCCCCAGAUGUGCGGCUCCUUGGCCCACCAGGAUGGCCAGGCACGACCCCGAGGGGGCCAGGAAAGACCCCGGUCCCCUAGCCACUCUGUCCCCGGUUGCUCUUGGCCCCCAGGCUCCAAAUUCCUGGGACUGAAAACCCAAGCAGCCUGUCCAGCCCCAGGGACAGAGUGGCCCUGUGUCACCCUCCCGCCCUCCUUAGUCGCCGCUCUAGAGGACGGGUCCUGAGUGAAGAGCUCUGCCCACCUCACCCCGGGGA
Molecule: messenger RNA, 1915 nt
Organism: Lontra canadensis (Northern American river otter)
Lineage: Eukaryota; Metazoa; Chordata; Mammalia; Carnivora; Mustelidae
Gene: SMIM10L2B
Product: small integral membrane protein 10 like 2B
Exons: 2
Coding region: 221-457 (78 amino acids)
Source: RefSeq, a predicted model, not a curated record